Molecule: messenger RNA, 2097 nt
Organism: Zychaea mexicana
Lineage: Eukaryota; Fungi; Mucoromycota; Mucoromycetes; Mucorales; Lichtheimiaceae
Product: kinase-like domain-containing protein
Exons: 8
Coding region: 1-2097 (698 amino acids)
Biological process (GO): intracellular signal transduction; regulation of MAPK cascade; protein phosphorylation
Cellular component (GO): cytoplasm
Molecular function (GO): protein serine/threonine kinase activity; ATP binding
Source: RefSeq, a predicted model, not a curated record
AUGACGGAAAUCAUCAAAGACGGCUAUCUUUCCGUCAAGGAAGAAGGUCUACGUGCGUGGAUUUGGUCAAAACGAUUUUGUGUGUUGCGCGAUCAGGCAUUGACUUUUCAUCGAAACGAGCAAUCAGGACAAUGUGUAGCACUCAUCUUUUUAAAAGAAAUCACAUCUGUAACACGUACAGAUCUAAAGCCUUAUUGUAUUGAGAUUGCCACAAAGGACAAGACAUAUUAUGUGGCGUGCAAAAGUGACGACGAGCUAUACUCUUGGAUGGAUGAGAUCUAUAAUAGAUCACCCUUGGGCGCUUCAGGUCCAACUAAUUUUGUGCACGAAGUCCAUGUUGGUUUUGAUCCCAUUUCUGGUGCUUUUACAGGUUUACCAGAUCAGUGGACACAGCUCUUGAAAGGAUCUGCCAUUACUGCAGAAGAUGCAGCUAAAAAUCCUCAAGCAGUUUUGGAUGUUCUUGAAUUCUAUACUGAACAAACAAAACGGGAUCAGGAGGACGACGAUUAUGGUAUGGAUCAUCAACAACAACAACAACAACGAUCCAGUGGUGAACGUUGGGCUGCCAUGAUGCACGAAAGUAAAAAAUCCGCUGCUGCUCCUUUGCCUACUCCGCAUCGCCCUGCUCCUCCAAGACCUGCACCUCCACCACCCGUCAGUCCUGCCACAAGACGUCCACAACCGCCAGAUAUUUCGGACUUGUCCAUCGGUAGCAGUGCUGGUGGUCCUGGUAGUGCGGGUGGUCCAAAAUCACCCAUUUCUCCUAGUUCACGUUCUCCUGGCGGUUAUCGAAACCAUCGUGAUCCACCUUCUUUACCCAAGUCAUCCUCAUCCAGUAAACCCUCUUAUCCUCGUCCCGAGCCUAGUAAAUCAUACGGCACAUCGCAUCACCAUUACCAUCACCAUCACCAACAGCAACAGCAACAACAUUCUUCAUCGUCUCAACGCACACCCGUACGUACUAGCAGCGCUACCACGUAUGAUGAUUCGAGAAUGAUGUAUGAGCGCGAAAAGGAACGCAUGAUGCGUGAGCGCGAACGUGAACGUGAACGCGAACGAGAAUUACGUGCGCGGGAACGUGAAAAGCAAAUGAUGCGCGAGCGUGAGAAAGAAAAGGAACGCGAACGUAUGCAACGUGAACGUGAAAAGGCAGCAGCGCAAGUGUCGACACCGGCGCCAAAGAAAAAGGUCGAACAGCGUAUCAGCACAAUGACAGAAGCACAAAUCAUGGAGAAAUUACGCUCGGUUGUCACGCGGGGUGAUCCGAAUGACAUGUACAAACGUAUUAAGCGUGUUGGUCAGGGUGCAUCGGGAUCGGUUUAUGUAGCUGCAUCACUUGCCACGAAUCAAAAAGUUGCUAUUAAACAGAUGGAUUUGGCGCAUCAGCCUCGCAAGGAAUUGAUUGUGAAUGAAAUCCUGGUCAUGAAGGAAUCGCAUCAUCGCAACAUUGUCAACUUUUUGGACUCUUUUCUUGUCAAGAAUAUGGAGUUGUGGGUAGUGAUGGAAUACAUGGAAGGAGGUGCAUUGACCGAUGUCAUUGAUCACAACACCAUGACUGAGCAACAAAUUGCUACUGUUUGUCUCGAGACAACUGCCGGCCUCCAUCAUUUGCAUUCUCGCAACAUCAUCCACCGUGAUAUCAAAUCCGACAAUAUCUUGUUAAACGCCCUAGGACACGUCAAGAUCAGUGACUUUGGAUUUUGCGCCAAACUGACGGAUCAAAAGACCAAACGAGCGACGAUGGUUGGCACACCGUAUUGGAUGGCACCCGAGGUGGUGAAACAAAAGGAGUAUGGUGAAAAGGUUGACAUUUGGUCAUUGGGUAUCAUGGCCAUUGAAAUGAUUGAAAACGAACCACCGUAUCUGGACGAAGAGCCACUCAAGGCGUUGUAUUUGAUUGCCACCAAUGGCACACCCACACUCAAGGCACCCGAGAAAUUGUCGCGCGAACUGAAAGGGUUUUUGGCAGUGUGUCUUUGUGUGGAUGUUCGUUCGCGUGCUACCGCGGGUGAGCUUUUGGACCAUGAAUUCUUAAACAAGGCCGGCCCUUUGGAAAUCUUGGCUCCUUUGCUCAAAUUCAAAUCUAAAAGCCACUAA